AUGACACCAUACAAAUUGUACUGGCAGCCCAACAAAGAUGGACCACCCGAACGCAUAAUAUCAGAGUUGUAUACAUCUGAUGCAAUGAUUAAUGAGCAUGAGGCCAUCAAGUCUCAGGCACACGCAGAUGAUUGCAAACUGGAAACUGUUGUAGCUGCAAUUAUACUUUGGUCUGAUUCAACUCAUCUUGCUAGCUUGGGAAAUGCAUUAUUAUGGCCUAUUUACUUGUUCCUUGGCAACCAAUCAAAAUAUACAAGGAACAAACUGUCAGCUUUUGCAGCUCAUCACCUUGCCUAUAUCCCCAAAAAGUCUAUUGGGCACUUUUUUAGCAAAAUGGCUACAGGAGAAACAAUGACACAUUGGAAGCAAGAGUUGAUGCAUGCAAUAUGGUCUCUGCUCCUUGACGAUGAAUUUUUAGAUGCCUAUGAGCAUGGCAUAGUUAUUAAGUUUGCAGAUGGAAUUUUAUGA
Molecule: messenger RNA, 468 nt
Organism: Serpula lacrymans var. lacrymans S7.9
Lineage: Eukaryota; Fungi; Basidiomycota; Agaricomycetes; Boletales; Serpulaceae
Exons: 2
Coding region: 1-468 (155 amino acids)
Source: RefSeq, a predicted model, not a curated record